Molecule: messenger RNA, 958 nt
Organism: Cydia splendana
Lineage: Eukaryota; Metazoa; Arthropoda; Insecta; Lepidoptera; Tortricidae
Gene: RpL6
Product: large ribosomal subunit protein eL6
Exons: 6
Coding region: 116-934 (272 amino acids)
Biological process (GO): ribosomal large subunit assembly; cytoplasmic translation
Cellular component (GO): cytosolic large ribosomal subunit; ribosome
Molecular function (GO): structural constituent of ribosome; RNA binding
Source: RefSeq, a predicted model, not a curated record
AAAACGAAUCGUAAAAACCGACAACUGUCAUAAAAUAGACAUCACUAUCAUGCCAUAGACAAGCAUUUUUCUUUCUGUCAAAUUCUUUUGCUUGAGCCCGGUUGUAAUUUAAGUCAUGGCUCCACCACAGCCCAAGGCGGCGGCCAAGCCCGCCGCGGCGCCCGCGGGCGGCGUGAAGAAGGCCAAGGUUGGCAAGCCCAGAAAUUACGAUUUGGGCAAUGGAGUUGUAAGAUUCUCCAAGUCCAAGAUGUACCACAAGAAGGCCCUUUACAAGUUUGUUGGCAAGAAGAACCCUAAAGCCGAGAAGCCCAAGAAGCCUUCCGCGGUGGUGAAGCAGGUCGGUGGUGACAAGAACGGAGGCUCCCGUACUGUGCUGCUCAAGCGCAGGAGGUCUUUCUACCCCACACAGGACAAGAUCCGUACCCGACCCCACCACAAGUCGUUCAGCAAGCACGUGCGGCGCACGCGGCCCAACCUCACCCCCGGCACCGUGUGCAUCCUGCUGGCCGGCCGCCACGCCGGCAAGAGGGUCGUGCUCGUCGGAGUCCUGCCCAGCGGCCUGCUGCUGCUCACCGGACCCUUCGCACUGAACUCGUGCCCGCUGCGGCGCAUCCCGCAGCGCUACGUGAUCGGGACCUCCACCAAGCUGGACCUCAGCUCCUUCAAGCUGCCCGAGCACCUGGACGACGCCUACUUCAAGAAGAACAAGAAGUCCGCCAAGCGCAGCGUCAAGCGCAAGCAGGGGGAGGACAUCUUUGCCACCAAGAAAGAGAAAUACGUUCCAUCAGAGCAGCGCAAGAAGGACCAGAAGCUGGUGGACGACGCCGUCGUGAAGGCCAUCAGCGCGCGCGCAGACCGUAAAGCUCUUCGCGGGUACCUCAAGUCGGCGUUCGGUCUGCGUUCGUCGCAGUUCCCGCACAGGAUGAACUUCUAGGCUAAAUAAAAGUCGUUGACAAAA